AUGCCUUCAGGUUGAAACUGUGCCUUCAUUCAGCCCAGCGUCUUUCAGCACCUGAAGCCGGACUUAUUUCCGAACGAUGGCAACAGAAAAGAAACCAGAGACCGAAGCCCCGCGAACACAACCUACACCUUCUUCAUCAACCAAUCAGAGCAAGCCUGCACCUUUAAAACCAAACUACACAUUAAAAUUUACUUUAAUAGGGCAUACUAAAGCUGUUUCUUCGGUAAAAUUUAGCCCUAAUGGAGAAUGGUUAGCAAGUUCCUCUGCUGAUAAGCUCAUUAAAAUUUGGGGAGCAUAUGAUGGAAAAUGUGAGAAAACAAUAUCUGGGCACAAACUGGAAAUCUCAGAUGUUGCCUGGUCUUCAGAUUCAGACCUUCUUGUGUCUGCCUCGGAUGAUAAAACUCUUAAAAUCUGGGAUGUGAGUUCGGGAAAAUGUCUAAGAACCCUGAAGGGCCACAGUAAUUACGUCUUUUGCUGUAGUUUCAAUCCCCUAUCCAACCUCGUGGUUUCCGGCUCUUUUGAUGAAAGCAUAAGGAUAUGGGAUGUGAAAACAGGGAAGUGUCUCAAGACUUUACCCGCUCACUCUGACCCAGUUACAGCUGUGCAUUUUAAUAGUGACGGAUCUCUGAUAGUAUCCAGUAGUUACGAUGGUCUCUGCCGCAUCUGGGAUACUGCGUCAGGUCAAUGUUUAAAAACUCUUAUUGGUGAUGAUAAUCCUCUUGUAUCUUUUGUGAAAUUCUCUCCGAAUGGUAAAUACAUUCUUACUGCAACUCUGGAUAACAUCCUUAAGCUAUGGGACUACAGCAAGGGAAAGUGCCUAAAGACAUACACUGGCCACAAGAAUGAGAAGUAUUGUAUUUUUGCUAACUUUUUAGUCACUGGUGGAAAGUGGAUUGUGUCUGGGUCAGAAGAUAACCUUGUUUACAUUUGGAACCUUCAGACAAAAGAGAUUGUGCAGAAAUUACAAGGUCAUACUGAUGUUGUGAUCUCCACUGCUUGUCACCCUACAGAAAACAUCAUUGCAUCAGCUGCACUAGAAAAUGAUAAAACAAUUAAACUCUGGAAGAGCGACUGUUAAACCUUUUCAAUGUUAUGUUAGAGACUGUAUCAGGAAGUAGAUCCUGUUGGGCAAAAAACUUACAUGUUUGAGAAUGUGAUUUCUUGGCCCAAAGGAAAAUCUCUUAUCCUUCUCAGGACUGCAUAGUCUGGUAAGAAAUGGCAGUAUCUGCUUCAUUUGACAAAUAGAUCUUUUUCUAACUUUUUUAAAGGAAGGAAACAAGCAUUUAUUAAGCACUUAUUUAUAAAUGUGUUGGGUGCUUUACAAAUAUCUUAUGUGAGCCUCACAACAACCUUGGGAGGUGCUGUUAUAGCCAUUCAACAUCUGAGGAAACUCAGGCAGACACGUGACUUGCUCAGGGUCACACAGCUAGUAAAUGUCUGACACAGGAUUUUGAGUUCAGGUCUUCCUGACUCCAGGCCCAGUGCUCUACCCACUGUGACACCUAGCUAGGGGAAAAAAUUCUUUAUAUUACUAGACUUCAAAAAGCUUUGGUGACAGUACUUGCCAACUGUCCUGAUGCCGUCAAAGGAAAAUUUCCAUCUAUUUUGUGUAUGAAUCAAGUCAAUAAAAACUUGAAUUUUUAAUUUUUAAUACAGAAAGAUUUCAUCUUGGACUUUAAAGAUUCUGUAUCUUUUUUAAAAGUACCAUUUACACAUUACACAUACAUUUCUAA
This is a messenger RNA of Trichosurus vulpecula (common brushtail), 1733 nucleotides long. RefSeq names its product WD repeat-containing protein 5-like. The coding region runs from base 77 to 1078 and encodes 333 amino acids. Gene Ontology annotation, cellular component: Set1C/COMPASS complex. The transcript has a single exon. The record is from RefSeq and is a predicted model, not a curated record. Lineage: Eukaryota; Metazoa; Chordata; Mammalia; Diprotodontia; Phalangeridae. Gene Ontology annotation, molecular function: histone binding.